GGGGUGUCUCGCCGCCGGAGGUCGGUAGGGCGGCCGCCCUUCCUUGCUAAAUUAUCAACGGCGCACAUUCAGCUCCGCCUUCCCCCGCAUCACGCACCGCAUACCCAUCCCCACCCCAAUAAACCCCGGCCGCCUCCUUCCUCCCUCCGGCGACCGCACCGCCCCCUCGCAAAUUCCUUCCUCCUCUUCUCGCAGCCCCAGCGCGCUUCCCAAAUGCAGGCAGCGGCGGCGGAGCUGGCCGGGCCGCUCCGCGACCUUCUCCCGCCGGUGGACUUCUGCUGCGCGUACGGCUCCACUCUCCUCCACGCGCCCCCCGACCGGACGUCCAUGGUAGACUACAUCCUCGGAGUCGCUGAUCCCCACCAAUGGCACUGUGAGAACUUGCAGAGGAACCCCGUGCACUACUCCAGCUGGAUGGCGCGACUGGGAGCCGGCGCCAUCACUGGGCUGGCGGACCAUGUCGGCGUCGGGGUGUACUUCAACCCGUUCGUGGAGUGGAAGGACAAGAGGAUAAAGUAUGGGGUGGUGCGGAUGAGGGACCUGGCCAUGGAUGUCCUGACCUGGGACAGGUUCUACCUCAGCGGCCGACUGCAGAAACCGGUUCAUGUUCUUGUUGAUAACUGGGAUAUAAAGAAGGUUAACACAAUUAAUCUAGAAAUGGCAACUUCAGCUUCUCUACUCCUUUUGCCAGCAGAGUUCACUGAGUAUGACCUAUACGCUCAAAUUUGUAGUCUGUCAUACAUGGGUGAUUUGAGAAUGCUAUUUGCAGAAGACAAAGAUAAGGUGAAGAAGAUUGUUGAGGGUAGUUUUCAGUCAUUUCAAAUGAUGUACAGACCCCUCUUGCAGGAGUAUAUUGCUGAAGGGCUAUUGAAGACAUCAUCUCAUGGACAACAAAAGAGUUUUCAGCAGGAUUGCAGUCGGUCUGCGACAAAUGAACUGUUUUCUGUUCUUCCAUGGACAAUUCGAAGGCAAAUGCAAGGGAAAUACACAUUGGGUGGCAGAGAAAUGCCAACACGCACCGCUGUUUCUUCGAAAGACAUGGCAGCAAACUGUGUUCGAAGGGCCCUGAGGUGCAGGGUAAUGGUUUCAAGUGCACGUCAAGCAGUGUCUGGACUGCUUGCCUCUGGUGGUGUUGUUGCUGCCCAAUAUCUGGGGAAUAAGAUGGCUAAGGCUUGGAAAUCUAGUGGAAUUUAAGAUAUUCCUAACACCCUGUUUUCUAUUUCUUCUUCGCUUUGGUAGGCUAGGCUCUUGUUAGUUUUAGUUGAGGGCUUCAUGCAAGGUUUAAGGUAUCGUUGUUAAUCAAUCAUGUAUAUUUCUCCCUGCUGAGACAGGUCGAAAUUUUGUAGGAUAAUUCAAGGCAAUGAUCUAGAAUCAACACCAUUUUGAUCA
Molecule: messenger RNA, 1389 nt
Organism: Phragmites australis (common reed)
Lineage: Eukaryota; Viridiplantae; Streptophyta; Magnoliopsida; Poales; Poaceae
Exons: 9
Coding region: 214-1194 (326 amino acids)
Biological process (GO): cardiolipin biosynthetic process; CDP-diacylglycerol biosynthetic process
Cellular component (GO): mitochondrion
Molecular function (GO): phosphatidate cytidylyltransferase activity
Source: RefSeq, a predicted model, not a curated record